AGAAAUAAAUAUGUUGAGAACUACUUCAUGACUCUUGUAUUCAACAUUGAAACUACAAAAUGGUACGAUGCUGUUCCAAUUACGUUCCAAGUGCGAGGACCAAUGUUACGAUCCUUUCAGCAGCGAGGAGGAGUCCAAUUUUUGACAGCUGUAAAGGAAGUGCCACAUGAUUUCUAGAUGCGAUUAGGUACUAUUAGUAUCACUAUCAAGUUGUAGAGGAGCGAUGCAUGGAAGAUCUGAUGAAGUACACUGAAAUAUAAAUAACUGUAGCCGCGAGUGCGACAAGCACAAUAAUCAUGCUCAUCAUGGACCAGUCUUUUGGUUUUCAUCUUGAGUGUUAGUACUCUGCUACUAUGCCUCAUCAUUGAAGAACAAUAAAUGUGUUGAUAUACCGCCUGUGCGACCUAAAGAAGAUGAAAAUGAACGAAAUAAGUUGUUUGCGAAUGGGUAAUAUGUAUUGUUCCAAGAGGAACAAAAAAACUUGUACAGUAUUACUGUAGUUCGUGGUCCUGACGAUCGAUUAUUGUUUCUUGGCACUACAACAACCAGCGACACUGGCGACUAUCUUUUACUUCAAGAACUGUAGAAGUACCUAGGAAUGUGAAAAAAAGAAAAUCCCGAAACGAAGUGAGUAAACUACAUCAACACCAUUCAUACGGACUACAGAAUGAAUAAGGAUAUUACAAAUCUCACAAGAUGAUGACCGUCAUGCUGCGGUGGGCGCAACUGAUCCUGCGAGUGGACCACCGCCGAACUUUCCCUAUGCAUUGCAAAAGUAUCGUACUAGUAUAAAAUGCAUUUACAAAUUUUCCCAAGAAAAAAAUUCAAUUUGUCAUGCUAGUUCAGGUAGAAAGUUGGAUUUGUUAUGCAUAUCUGCAAUUAGUACGUCGAACGAGUACGAUACUUUUGCACAGGAUAUCCCCCUCCGCAAACCAACUGCCAUACUAGCCGUUCGGAGAAUUUAGAAGAAAAAAUAGCGCCCCUAGUAAUCUCGCACAUCAUCUCCAGUAAUUGAUGGGGCUUCCAGAAGUAGAAUACAGAAGGUAAUGUCAAAGUAAGAACAAGCUACACCGACUCGCUCCACCUUGAUGUUUUAUAGUUCUUGCUCUAUGUUGAAGAAGAAGCGUUACUUCAAAUAACUAACGUCUCCUAGGGUUGUAAAUGAACCGCCUACCACCUAUAAUUUAACACUUGUGGCUUUUUUUAGGUUGCUAGAGAAAUUUUCCUACAUCAACUGUAAGACCGAAACGACGAGAUGAAGUUCACCUUCUACAACUACACACUGAUUGAUCCUUUCUGUAUUACAUGUUGUUUUAGCGCGUUUCACUUUUCUGAUCCUGAACAUAGGCUGACACAGAUUACCGCUUUCAAUCAUCAAGGUUCUUCAUCAUCUUCUCUCAUCGUUCGGAUCUAACUUUUUCUUGAUUUGUAGAAAUAUGGAAUUUAUUCAAUUCAGCUCGAGGUUGGCGAUGUCGAAAGCAAUCAAAAUAGACGAAGAUGAAGUUGUAUUUAUUACAACUGUUGAAGCAGUACUAGAGGCGCGCUCAGAUCUUCGGUGAACUUGAACUAGUCGUAGUCUGAUGGUAACGGUAUAAUUCCGUGUCCAUCGGCGCUUCUUAGAAGACCCGACUUGUCGCCUACUCCUAACGCGAUCGCGAACCGGUGCCAGGGUGAACUCUGAGGAUGACUCUGGUCCUGAAGAAGAUCGACGAUGUGCCGGCCGCGACGGCGCGCUGGAUUGAGAACUUGCGCUUCAUCAACCACGCGGUUCUCUGCUACCUGGCUCACCGCCUCUGCAAGGAGUCGCCCGCCUGCAAACAGGCUUGGCACGAGUAUUUUUAUUUCGAUAAGAACCUAUUGCUAUUCAUGUGCUGUCAUCAAAAAAACUAUGCUUUGAUAUUGAUUUCAAGGGCAACUGCAUUGCUUUGGAUUAUCGUCGAUAUGUAUGAAACUUUCUUUCAUCGUCUCAGGUGGGCGAUCAACUAUGCGAAAGGCAGCAUUGGCGUGCCCACCCCGGAGGAAAAGCCGGAACGCUACGGUUACGUGGAGUUGCGGCACUUUUGCAGUUAUCAAAUGCAAAAAUGUCUGGGUCUGGAAAGUUGCAAGAUUUGUCAUGCAUCUCGCGAUCCACACUCAUGGUCUGUAAUGCAGACAGAAGCAUCACACAUUUUUUCAGACCUUCCUCAUGCCUCUUCCGCAUGAGAAAUUCCCCUUUUCUUGCCUAGCGAGGAUUGGGUAACUGUUGGAGUUCAUGCAACACAGACUUUCACGUGAUCCAGUUUUCGCAUGACAGGCUUCAUUCUUCCAGACCCAGACAUAUUUGCAAUGCAUAGCAGUCUGGUGGCGCACCGGAUGAUCCACCCGUUGAAGCCGAUUGCCUUACUUACGGAGUUCUCAAAUGUUACAUUCUCAACUGUUACAUGAUUUGUCAUGCAAAACUACCAUUAUCAUCUACACGAUCAAGCUGUUCUGCAUGACAAAUUCUGGAAGGGCCAAACAGGCUGACAAUCUGUGCCAAAUCUGUCAUGCAAGACGCGCAAUUUCCCCCCUUUCGCUUUCACUCUUCCCAUUCUUGCAUCACAAAUCCAUGUAACAGUUGAGAGUGUAACGUUUGAGAAUACCAUAUUACUCGGCCGGCACGUGUACCAGCUGCCGUACCUGCCCGAGCGCAUCGCGGUGCACAAGAUGUGCGAGUGGGGCAUCCUCGCCUUCGCAAACCCACCGCGGGCCGUGCCGCGACGGAAUAAUACUAAAUCUAAAUCGGCACUGCAGCUCGCCGACAAAAGCUGCAAGGAAGCUGGUGCAGUAGUUUCCGAAGGAGGACGAGAGGACCACGGCACCAGCGCAGCUGCAGCAACAGCUAAGGACCACUACACUGCCGACAGUACUAUCACCACUGCGGCGAAAAGCGCUGUAAAGGCUGCCAAGAGUGGAGGUCGUAGUACAACUUCGCCCGCACCAUCAAAGAAGCGGGCAAGCACCGGACGGCCGAGUGGUGGCGCAAAGCCUACAACUACUUCCAUCGGGGUAGCAAGUGGUGCGAGAACUGCAGGAGCUUCAGUUCUUAAGAAGACCACAAAUAAACCGGGGGCGAAGAAGAUCAUUCUAAGGAGUAGAAAAGCAGGAACAAGCACUAAAGCGAACAAACCUGCUGCUGCGCAGGCAUCUGGAAUACAAACGGGAAUAAGUCAAGUACAGACGACAACGUCAACAACGAUAAAAAAGACUGCCGGUGAUCAUGAUCAAGAAGAAAGAUUGCAGCAGGAUGAUAAAGUAGUCAACUACGUCCGAGGCGAAAAAACAGAAAAUAAAGGACCUCGACAGGAGCCGAAGAAGAAGAAGUCGAGCAAUGCGCGAGGACAAAGCAGGAAAAUAAAACAGGAGAAAAAAGAAAAAGUGGACAAGCAACGCUUGACAGAGCAACUAUCGCUGUUGCGAACGGAACUUCAGGCGUCGCGCAACCGCACGGUCGGCGGCACGGCGCAGGCGGUUCCCGUUACAACUGCGACAGGGGCAGCCAAAAGUAGUGCCAGCAAGCAAAAGAGGAAUAAAACUGCGCAACAGGCUAAAUCUUCAAGAAAGAAUGUUAAAACUCAGCAGGCUACAACUACUUCCGUAGAUCAAGAUCUAGAUGUUACCGGAAAUCGAAAUAAAAUCUCCACACGGAAGAUGUUGAAAACUGGAGUGGACGACGCUGAUGUUCUUGUCGAUGAAAAGAAGAAGAGGAAGACUGUGCUAAUGAACAAGCGCGGCGCCAUCGUCGGCGAAGCGAAUAACGAAGGCAAGGUGGUCCGUUACGACGAGGGAAAGGAGCCCGCCGAAAAAAAAGCGUCCAGCUCGACUAGGCCCGCACCAAAGGACAACACCAUGGACAACGCAAACACGCCCGGGGGCGGAGAAGGACGUGCUACGUCUUUCAAUACUGCAACGAAGAAAGCGAAAGGAACGCCCAACGCCUUGAAGAGCGCCUCCCAGGUUGAUGCUGCUCCGCGGGAAAAGAUGAGCGCAGCUGCGCCCUCAGCUGCUGCGAUUGGUUCCUCCGCAGGCAGGAGUAGUGCGACGGGUGGAAUAAAAAAUGUAUCCUCAGAGCUGCAAAGGCAGCCGCGUUUCAACAUCUCCGACGCUACUAAGGCUGCGCUUCUGUCAGCGAUGCAUGAGAAGCGACGGAGGCGGGAGCAGGAAAAACUAGAUGUCGUGGACGUGUCUGCGACAGCACCUGGGAAAAUGACGAAAAGCAGGACGACACAGAUGAAGUCGACCACUUCAGCCAAAGUGGCUGCUGAAGAACCUUACCGCUCCACCGGGUCGUCCAACCCUAUGGUGCCGUCCGCACACCAGCUGCCAGGCGGCACGACCGCGCCGGCCGAGAACGCGAACAGGCGGCCGGGCUCAGCUCCAACAGCUCCGGGGAUGGUACAUGAUGCUAAAGCCGCCGAACUCGCCUCCAGUGCGACGACAAUGGCUCAGGGUACUAGCACAGCCAGAACGAAAAACGUAGGUGCACCAGCAGACACGUCGUCCACGAGCAGGCCCUCGACCGUGGCUAUCUACCUACCGAAGAAUUUCGUGCCGCUCAAAGUUCCGCACCGAUAUUUUUCCGAAGCCUACGAAUCCAGCCUGAUUAGCACCUGCACUGGGAUGAAUAGCAACAUCAAGUCGGGGGCUGCGUCGUCGUCGUCCAGUACUCGCGCCGCGCAGGAUCGCGAUCGUCAAAAAGACCCUGGCGGUGGUGCCAGGAGACCGGCCUCACUAAAACGCGGACGGGACGAGGGGCAGAGACGUGCAAGUGAAGGCGGAGCGAAUAAAGCGAUUCUCCCGUCGAAGCAACGGCUCCCUAGGGAAGGCAUUGAUUACCCGAAGCCACCUGAGAGGGAGCCGGUCAUGCCCGAACGCAAAGCACCGUACAACUACUCGACUCAUCCUUGUUUUUAUUACAUCCAGCUUCUUAUUGAUUCUUCGUAUGCGAUCUUUUGCAGCUGCGAUAUUGUUGGGUCAUUUCCCGAACAGAUGCGCACGGCACGCGCUUCACUCUUCCUGCACUGACUUUGCUUGAAAGACGACCACGCCAUUUAUUUCUGUUUUCUUUACUACUAUGAAUAAGGAAGGACGACUGCAUGAUGAUCUUCAAGAAAAACUUACCACAGUUUUAUUACCACCGGCUUCGCGGCCUUCGGCGGUCCCCAUGGCGUCGUUGCUGUGACAAUACCGGGGGAGGCGGUAGAUGAGAAGGGCAAGAAAGUGCUGCGCAAAGGCGUCCCCUUGAAUCAGCGCGGGUGCUACGAGUGCCGACCUGAAGAUUUCGUGCAGAUAAAAGGUAUUUUGAUUUGUAUACUACAGCACGACGAAGUUCUAGUUUCACUGCCACGACCGAAUUGGAAAUUGUUCCGUGAUGAAAUUUCUUUCGUCAUCGGAUAUGCUUGGAUAUUCCGCUAGCGUUACGUCAAAUGCAAAUGCCAUCACCAUGGCUUUGGCUGCAGAUCAUCGUUAUAACUAAUACAAAAACUACACAAAAAACAGGUCAAUGGUUAAAUCGGUGGUACAAUAUUCCGAACAACCCGGCGGCAACGAUCAUCGAGCAGCGCAUCGCUGCCCAACAGCGCGCGAAAGCGUUGGCGGACCCGAACAAGUCCAAAAGCACAAUGUCGAUGUCAACAAAAGCGGCCAUCAGCACCACGCCCGCACCGGCCACGGGGAACAGUACUGCGAAUGCCGGUUUCAGUUCGGGAGGCAAUCGAGUGCUCUCUGCCAAACCCUCGACUGUCGGAGGUGGAGGUCCGAGCAAUAUUACCGGUGGGGCUCCAAACAAAAAAAUUGUGCUCUCCAGUACUACGUCGGGAGCUGGUGCUGGAACUACGUCAUCUGCGCAACAGAACAGAACCUUGCCAGCUGGAACGACUGCUACUGCGAGCAAUAAAGCAGACCCCAUCAAUGUAGGUCCUGCCAUCACUGCAACUACUUCCCAAGUCGGAGGUGCGAAGAAAAAAGGGACCGACCCGGUGAAGAUGGGCUACCUGCAGCAGAAACUCCAGGAACAAAAGCAGAAGAUGAAGGAGCGCGCUGCCGCCGCCGCGGCUGCAGCGGCCGCCGAAACGACCAACGGGGCGGCGGGGCCUCCGACUGCCGCAGCUCCUGGGGGACAAGGUCAAGGACAGCCUCAAACAUUACCCCCAACGCCCGGGAUCGUGAGCAGUGCCUCCUCCGCUUCCUCGAGCGGCGGCGCUCCACUUGCGGGUGGUCACCAACAACAAGGACAUCUUCCAGCCCCGCCACCAGGAAUUGCGAGUGCGGUUCCGAGCGGGAGCGGCGCGGCGUCUACUUCCGGGGGCAGUGCCAAUGUGAAGGAUUUGGACCAGGAGCCGACCCCCCAGCAGCCUUCGCCGUCGGAGGGCAGCACCGGAGGGGGUGACCUUGCGGCGGUGUCGCUGCCGGGCGUGUUGGGUGGUGCUACUGGUGACCCGGGAGCAGGUGGGCAGCUCACGACAUCCUCCUCCGGACCGGGCCGCCUGGAGUUUCUCCGGUCCAAGCUCGUGCACGCGCGAAAGAAGAAGGCUGCCGAGCAGGCGGCCGCGCAGGCGGCACUGAGCGCGCAGAGCUCCCCUGCCGUGGAGUCGUCCGACGGGGGCGGUGCUGCACCGGGGAGCUCGGAGGAAAAUAAUAGCUUUCCACGCACUUCUGGCGACGUUCUUGUAGACCAACCGGAGGACAAGAAUUCCUCCAGCAACCACCAAACCUCUUCUUCCUCGUCGUCUUCAAAUAAGAACGAAUCGCCGGGCGGGACAAGCUCCUCGCUGGAGGACGGCGCGUUCUUGCAGGCGAAUGGAGACAAGAGCACCAGUAGAGUUCAACUGGGAGUAGAUCAUCAAUCCCAUAACGGCGUGCUGGCAGUGCCGCCCGGGGCCGCAGGCGGUGAAGAAGUCCGGUCUACUACUUCCAUUGCUCCGAACGGGGGAGGUGCACCAGUAGCGGGAUCAAGAUUGGCACCAGGUCUGCAGCAAGCUGCUUCCGGCGCCGCUUCUGGGGACGCGGGAAUCCUCGGAACUGCAGCGCAUGCGGCGAAAGCGGCAACGUCGAAAAAGACGAUACUGCUGAACAAGCGCUCUGCAGCCGAGCAGGCGAACACCGCUGGCGAUGCGGACCACGACGAUGGGCUGGCUGGCCCGGCAUUGAAGAAGAAGAAAACGCUGGUUUUGCGACGAAAGAAGGGCACCACGGAGCAAGGUGUACCUGUCUCGGAAAUCCCGGCCAAGAAACAGAAAAGCAAGGACGGGAAGUCCGCUGGUACGACUACAGGUGGAGCAGCUGCACAAGCCGGUGCGGCUACUGGAGCACCAGCUGCGAAGCAGGACAAGGAAGUGGUCAACAGUAAACUUAACACAAAAGAUCUUCGCGAGCCCGAGCAUGAACGGCAGGGACCUUCGCCGACCUUGAUGUCUUCAACUGUGCUGGAUCAUACCUUAUCUACUCCCCCCGGCGGAUUGGUUGAUGUGACUCUACUCCAACAUCCCAUAACCUCCACGACCAGCACGAGAACUCCGGCGGUGUUAACUCUGGAAGCUGCAGCAGCUGGUGUCAAAAAAGACAGUAAGCAAAUGGAGCAAAAGCAGGAUCAGCGGCCUGGAGCGGUGGACUCUUCGAGUACACACCAACAACAUGCUGAGACUUGUGCUAAACCGGUGGCACUAGUGCCGGAGACACCUCCCUCAAGCGCGUCGGGAAGGCAACAUGCGCAGGCGAGUUUGGCUGCAUCAGCUAGGGAAGUAGUAAGCGACGGGCCCUCCGUACUUUCUCUACCCGCAGUGCGAGAUUCUCGCGAAGUCAACGGGAGAACUACCACGAGAAAUUCUCGUAAAAACGAAAUCAAGCCCUCAUCUGUAGUCGAGCCGGCGCGAGACACGUCUUCAUCUUCCGCACCACCGGCGUCCGCUUCUGCUGUGUCAGUUGUACGUCUAAAUUCAGACUCAACGCAAUCGGCAGCCGCCUCCGGACAACAUAAAAAAACCAAAGAGGAUGGGGAACUACAAGCUGUCAAGACAACUACAGCGUUCAACUCAACAAGUUCGGCGGCACCGGCGUCGGCCAGUAGAACGACUUCCCGCCCCGAACAAGUGGCACACCCACAUCAAUCUCAGACGCAGCUGCAGCCUAGUUCAUCUUCUCACCAUCCUAGUUCCUCGUCUAGUUCCACCACCUCGAGCAUCGGCGUGCCAACUGGUACGAUGGACGUCGAGCAGGGAUCUUCUGGGGCCAGCAGCUCAUCCGCUGGGGGUGGAACCACGAUAGGCAUGAGGAGGCAGGAUCACCUUAGGCAGAAACUGCAGGAGUUGAAGCAGAAGCGCGGUGGCAUUCUGAGUGAGCAGAAACAUAAUAAUUGUGGAGCUCCUGCCAAAGGAGUUGUUGUAAAUGGAGGAACUAAUGGAGCAGCACAGUCACCUGCAGGCGGGCCCAAAGUACCACUACCUUCAGGUGGUCCUGCCGACGUUAUUCCUGCUGCCGGCGAAGAGAUAUUGAGAUCAACGACCUCGACCACGGAAGGCGCCGCGGCUGUGAGGCAAACAUCUUCAUCGAGCCUCGGCGGCAAAACGAAGAAAGCGAACAAAGUGGCCUCCGCUCUUCAGAAAGAAGACGCAUCGGCAGCAGCGCUUGCACUUGCAGCAGACCAGAGUACUACUCAACACACAGAACAAGAAUCUGCACGAGGCCGGCCACGAGGCAGCGCAGAAAAAGACAUCCUCGUCGAUACGAAAAUGCUGCGCCGGCCUUCUUCAGCCUCAUCCUUGUCGUCGUCCUCACCUGGAGGUGGAUCAGGUGGAAAAGGAAACAAGAAGGCGGCCAGAAGGGAGGCAGCAGCUGCACUAGCGCCGUCGACUUCAAGUGACGACUCCUCGUCCUCAGUCUCUUCGGAUAACAACAGCUCAAGCGAAGAAAAGAAAAGAAAGCGGAAGGUGAACACGCACAAGAGUCGAAAAAAGGCUGAGGAUGUUGACCAGAAAUCUCUUCUACGUGGUGGUGGUCCAGAGAACAAUUAUACCAAAAGCGGCACUACUAGCGCCAACACGUCGACAAUGCUACACAGAGAAGGAGAGGCAAGAAUAGGGGAUCAUGUGGACCUGGAAAAUAAAGAUCGUGUAGUACAACUAUCGAGUCCCAUGAACAACUCGUCUCGAGGACCACCUCAUGAAACAACAUCCGUUCUUUCGGAACAGCCACGCCUCCGCUCGCGCAACGACAGCAUGCGCAGCGUUGCGACUCUCCAAAGCGAGGGCGGCGUGAGCAGCUGUAGCAGCAGCGUCGGUCCGCGUGUUGACAAGAACGACGAGGACGGUUCAGCCAUGUAUAAUCGGCAAGGGACGAUGUUGGACGCUAAUCGCGACGAAUAUGACGAUGACGAAGAUGAACGGUCUGCGGAGUUCGCGGGUAGAAGUUCGGAGCAGUACUACACUCCUGCUGGACCGGGGGUCGUGGACGAUCACGAACAUGGAGCUGCGGGGGGCCAUUAUUACUACCCUCACCACAGUUCUAAUUACGACGACGAGGACGGCGGGCCAGGACUGUACUAUACCACAUCUUCCAAGAACAGUGCUCAGGGGUCGUACAAAGGUAGCGGUAAAAAAGGGGCAGGGAAAGGAAAUAAAACCGGAACAAAUAGUAAGCAUAACAAGAACCAGAACCACUACAGUUCCUCGGAAGAUUAUCCAAGAAAAAAACUGUGUUACUGUAACUUUCUUUGGCUAACAGCAUCACAAGUUUGCCCUACAUGACAGAGAAAACCUGUCAUGCAUAGCUUGUAAGGGAAAACACACAUGAAAAGAGGACUUCAAGGCUGUCUGGCAUGACAGGUGUAACUCUGUUGCAUGUUCUGCAUUACAGAGUUACACUUACACAGUUUUUUUCUUGCAUAAAGAUCAGGACGAAUACUUGACGGACCGAAUGGCAGAGUAUGCCGAGUUAUGAAUUGCAAAUAUGUGUGGGUCUGGAAGGUGGUAACUUGUCAUGGUAAAUCUGAGUCAUACAAUUACAAAAAUAUGUGUUGCAUGAGUGCCAAAAGCUGUCCACUGUCGACCAAGUUGGGAGGGAGUUUCUCAUGCAGGAUAGGCAUGGCAGAGACCUCGCAGAGUCUGUCAUGCUAAGUCCCGCAUUCCAGACCUCGCGGGUCAUGGAAAAUCUGCAUGACAAGUUUACACUCUUCCAGACCCAGACACUUUUGCACUUGAUAUGAGUAUGAUUUUGAUUUUGGCGGUCCAGCCUACAACGCGGCAGGGGGAAACAAGUACAAAGGUGGCGGGGGCGGGCACAAGAAUUCUUACAAGGGCGGCGCCGCAAAAAUGAACACGCACAAAGGUAUAAUACGUUAUAUGAGCUUUUGUCGACUAAAGACGCUAAGAUGUUGGCUUUCUCUUUAUUUUGCUAAGGUGGAGACGAGUUUUGAGGAGAUAUUGAUUCGAUAAUAUGUGGUAGUUUAAUUACAUGAAACAUGAGCUUGAGCAAAGAUUGUCGACGUGUUUUUAUUUUACCCGAAGCUGUACUUGCUGCAUUUUGCAUGUACAAUAGGAUCAUCGAGGUCUUCUACACACUCACACGAAAAAAGGUACUAAGCACAAGAGUGCGCCGCCCAGUAGCGGCUCUUCAGGCGGUUGGUCUCACUUUUCUACGUCCUCGGACAAGGGCACAUCGUCUGGUGGUUACGCAACACAGCACGGAGGUGGAGGGGGGUACUCGCAUUUUUCUAGCAACAAACAUUGGGGCGGCGGAAAGAGCAAAACCAAAAGCAAAUACAGCUGAUGUUUGGAGUACCAACAUGGUUGGCGCACUAGCAGUACACAACUUCUCAGGCCGUUCUCGUUGACGCCAGCAGUACCUUUUGAAGAGCUCGCUCCGAGGUCCCCUGCACACGUAGAUGAAGCUUCCUUUGGUGUUGAGCUGCUUCUUAGGUUGUGUCCUACUUAGCCAAGCAAAUACCGCACUUGGGUUGAUGAUGAGCACGGAGAUGUUCUGAACACCACCACCAGAAAAUAACGACCUCUGAUGUUGAUGAUCUUCACGCGUGCGGGAACAUCUCUGGAUGUUAAAAAACGUAUGGCCGACUUCUGAAAAAUCUGUAAGAACACGAAAAGAAAAAGCGACAAUCAUUGAAGACUAAAAAGAAACGACAGAGCGCGGCCUGAGUUUGCUGCUACUCGAGAGCAAAGAGGCCGCCCAAUAUUAAAAGUCUUCAAAUAUUAAAAAGUG
This is a messenger RNA of Amoebophrya sp. A120, 11226 nucleotides long. NCBI's taxonomy places the organism in Eukaryota, Dinophyceae, Syndiniales, Amoebophryaceae. The record is from the annotation of a GenBank genome assembly.